GUUAGGGGUCCCUGGGUCCAUGGACCAGGAGGCUGGCUACAGGGAUGUUGCCUGUCUGUGCAGGAGGAGACAGGCCGUGGGCGUGUCUGAGGCGGUGGGGAUGCCCGAGGCAUCAGGCAUGGCCAAGCACAGGUGUGCCCCCGCGGGGGUCCCCGCAGCUGUGGGUGCGCCUGGCUCUGGGAGGGUGCCUGCCGCUGUGUGGGUGUCGGGCCCUGCGUGUCCGGAAGUCAGCUCUAGAGGGGUCUUGAACCCGUGGGAAAGCGUUCCCAUUACUGGAACGCCCCUGGCUGCUGGGGUCCCUGUGGCUUCUGAGGAGCUGGUGGCUGUGAGAGAGAAUGCGGGGUCUGCGGCUUUCCCAAGGUUAUGGGAAAGGAGGCCGGUGCCCGGGUUUCCGGUGACUGACAAGGUUGCUGUAGCUCCCGAGGUACCUGGGCUUGUUGGGGAAGAGACUGGCUCUGGGGGUGUCCCCAGAUCUUGGGGAAGGAGGCAGAGUGCCAGGGUUCCUGUGGCCGUGGAGGUGCCCGCUGCUCCCCGGGUGCCUUGUCCUCUGGGGGUGGAGACCGGCUCUGGGGGCUUCUCACACUUGCCAGGGAGGAGACAGACUGCGGGGGUACCUGUGCCUGUGGGGUUGCCUGGGCCUGUAGAGGAGGAGACACUCUCUGGGGAUCUCUUGGGCUCAUCGGGAAGAAGACAGACGGCGGAGAUGCCCGUGGCUGCCAGAGUCGCCAUGGCUGUGGGAAUGCCCACAGCUGCUGGCACUCCUGGGCUGGUGGUGGGUGACACUAGCCCUGGGGAUGUCGCUGGUGCGUGGGGAAGGAGACUGGCGACGGAGGGGCCCACUGCUGCCCGGGCUUCGGGACCUGUGGGCAGGGAGACGGGCUCUGAAGGUGUGCCAGGCCUGUGGCGGGGACCCACUACAGUAGUCCCCGAGGCUGUGAGGGUACCUCUGUCUUUGGGGGUGCUUGCAGGUGUAGGAGUUCCUAUGGCGGGGCACGUGCCUGCUGCGGUGUGGGUGUCUGGGUCUACAGGAGAAGAAACCACUGCUGCUGGCUCAGGCCUCACCGUGGUGACGAGACAGUCUGCAAGGGGGCCGGGGGCUUCUGGGGCGGAGACGGGAGGUGGGAGUAUCCUGGGGCUGGCAGGGAGGAGCCAGGCAGCGGGGGUGUCUUACACCCAUGGGCGCGGGACCAGGUCCUGGAGCUGCCCAGGGUCUGUGGGGGAAGGAACCGACUGGGAGAAUGUGCCAGGAGUGUCAGGGACAGGAGCGACGGGGGGCGUGAAUGAAGCUGUGGCAGUGUCCUCAGUUUCAAGGGAGGAAAUGGGCAUUGGCAGUUUCAGAGAUCACCCACAGCGGAGAGGGAGCAGAUGGGCUGGAGGAGUGUCUGGAAUGAGAGUGAGGGGGGACAAUUUGGGAGAAAAUUGUGUGGGGGAGGACAGAUGGAGGGGGGCAAUCCUGUAGUAAGAGUAGGGCACAAGUUGAGGGGUCCUGGGACUCUGGGAGGGAACACUGUUGGGGAGAUUUGUCCUGGGUUGUGGAUGAAGGCACAGGAUGUAGAGGUGUCUCAGGAUGGGGGAGGGGGGAUAUUGUGUGGAGAAGUCCCACGGUAUGUGGGGUAACGAAUUGGGAGGUUUCCUGGAGCAAUUGGAAAGGGACAGAUUGCAAGGAGAAAGGUGUCCCAGGACUUUGUACAGGGGAACAGUUUGGGGGUGUGUGUGUGUGUGUGUGUGUUUGGCAUCACUCGGGGUAUCGGGGAACUGGACAUCACCUAGUUUUUUCCUGUAGAGAAAGGAUCAUUAGGCCUCAUGCAGCCCGGGGGAAGGUGUUGACCACAUAAAAGUUGCAGUCACCCUGCCCCCCAGUUCUGCAGACUCCUUCAUUGUGCGGCCCCAGCCCCUCAACUGGUGAUACCAAGCCAGUUGGGAUUGCCAGGCCCAUGUACCUCCUCCCAUCUUCGUUUUUUAUCUUGUCUCUACAGCCUUAGAAAUAAGGAAUCUUGGACAGCUGCCUUUAUGUUCCUUCAGAUGUAUCUGUCUUUAAGCAAAUCCAGUCUACAGAUGUUGGGUUUAUUCAGAAGCUUAAAUUAGGGAUUUUUUUUUAAAACCUGCAUUUCCCAGUUGAUUUACCAUGGGAUUCUUUGAGAGAACAAAUUCUCCAUGUAACACGAGUCAGUUCAUAGAAAAUCAGCUUAAUUCAACAAAUGAGUUAAAUUGUCUACUAUGCUCAAAGCACUGUAUUGUGGGAAAUAUCAGAGAAGAGCAAGACAAGGCCCUUCCCCUCAAGGAACCUUGUCUAGCUGGGAAGAUGAGACAUAUACCUGUGAAAUAGGCAAUGGUUUGGGGAAGAACUGUUGGCUGAUAACUAGGCUUUCACAAUUGUUCUGCACUAUCUGACAUGAUGGGACCAGGCAGACCAGCUUCAACUUGUGUUAAUCACCCGUCUAGUGUCCAACUAGAUGGGAGGAGUGACCCCUGGAGACUUCAGACCCAGAACCAGCUGCAGUUUAAUAAGAAUGUUCCUACACAUUCAAGCAACUUGGCAAUCCGGUAUUCUUACCCACAUGCAAUUAAAAUAGAAAAACUGAAGCACUCGCACACUGAGUCGGACCACUAUAAAGAUUUGGAUUUUGGAGAUGGUCCUGAUCUGAGCAGUUCUGUUUCAUUUUCUGUUGUAUCAGAAGAGAGACUUAGCUACGCUGUCCACCUUGCCAAAAGAGAUAUGAAACGAAGACACUUUGAAGAACAUGUAAAAAAGCAUCAUCUCACAAGUCAAUCCCAAAUCUCUCCGAAAUGUGGAUGCACCAAGCAUAAAAAAUCUGACCUUGGGGUGGAAAGGAAGGAAAUGAAGAAUCAAGAAGCUUUUCAUUGCAGCCACCAGCCAUCCAAAGUAGAAAUUUCCAGCUCAGGUGCCAAGGUAUACGUAUACACAUCUCAUGCAGGACAGUCAGGUUUGACCAUGCCAAAUUCGCCACCCACCCAUGACCCAGGACUGCGGCCUCAUGGCAGGACAGGUGACCACAAAAGCCUAUGUGAACACAGAAGACUGCUAGAAGUUCAGCGACUCCAGAAAAUACUGAGCAAUUGUAUCCAUAAAAUCGAAGAAGUAACAAAAGAUAAAAUGGAAGAAGCCUUGGAUCCAGAUGAAGAACGGCGCGUCCGGGUCAGGAGGCAGGAGCAGGCUGUGCGCUCCGCCCGGACGCUCUACGUCCUCCAGCAGCAGGUUAGAGAAAUCCAGGAAGAAUUGGAUAAAUUGAGUCCACAUAAUAUUAAACACACUAAGAAGUCAUGGGCAAUGUCCAGGCUGGCAUCCGCCUAUCGAGGAGCCGUUCAGGCCUUACAGAUGUUUGUCACGCAGUUCACUGACCGAGGGGAGCACCCAAUUCCUGCUCAGUAUAGGGAACUGGGCAGCCUCAUCCGCCAGCUUUCGCUCUGUUCUGCCAAGGUGGAUGCUGAUUCUUCCGUUUCUGAUGUGGUGAUAGAUAUCCUGCAACAAAUUGAGGCUUUGGAAUCCCUCUUGGAAAAGAAACUGUCACCAAAAAAGGUGAAGAAAAAUUUUACUGAAAUUAGCAGCAAAUUUCCUGUUGAUAGCCCACGGUCCUUAGAGAGAUUGCAAAGUACAUUGCCAAAGAGUGAGAGGAGACCUUUUGUAACAAAGAAGAUACUUCCAAAGGAAACAAGACAACCUUCAGUGGCAAAGAAGGUUCUUGCUGAUAAGUAUCCCCCUGAUGGGGAGCUUCCGAGGACCCCGAGGUUGGAGAAUGAGCUUGAGGCAUUAGAUGCGGAUAUCCUUCCAGAAGAGGCUCUGACUAUUCUAGACCAAAACGCAAGCUUCAAAGAAGAGGCAUUGGCCCCGGCAAAAACAAAAGCAGCGGGGAAGAGGCCUGUGACUGACAAUGUGCCAUGUAGGAGGAAAGAUGCUCUGGCACCGGCCAGAUCCCAGCAAGGACUUCACAAAGCUGAAAAAAGUAGACCAACCCAAUCCCAGGGCAAAAGCAGGUUGCAUCAGACAACAGUUUCAUCCAGAUUAAAAAUAAACCAACAGCCUCUGAAAGACACUAGGGCUCCUUGGAUACCUCCAAACCCCACGUCCCCACAAGCGUCUCCUAAAUGUGCUGCGUGGCUGAAGGUGAAACCUAGCCCCAAAGACACCACGAAAGAGCAGUCUGUGGAGCAAGAAAGUGCUCAAGAGGAAAGUCAGCUGGGAGGUGCUGUUGAGCACGAAGCAGUUAGACUCGCUUGGCUUGAUGCAGAAACUUCCAAAAGAUUGAAGGAACUCGGAGAAUUAAAAGCUGAAGAAAUGGACAAAAUGCAAAAUCAGAGUGUUUCUGCUACCCAGUUAGCAGACCAGGUAGAGAAGGCAGUCCUGGAGCGGUUGAAGCCUCUGCUGGCACAGGCUCAGAGAGUUAAUUCUUCUGUGGGAGCAGAUACUCAUUUGAAGGAUCGCCCAUCGGUAAACACAGGGACAGCCCAGCCUGCAGAGGAGGCUACUGCUCUUGAUUGUAAAUCCAACAACAAUCCUCAGCUGGACGAUGUUUUGGAAGAUACCACUCGUGAGCUCCGGGCUGUGACUCACUCUAAGAUCUUGGAGCCUGACGCCUUAGCCACCUUAGGGGACGGCCUGUGUCUGGAGACCAUGCUGCUCCGAAUGGAGGAAAUGGAAAAAUACCAGGAGACAGUUCGCCAAAGAUAUAAUAAAAUUGUGUAUUCUGAUCCUCAAUUUUGGAUGCAGGAAGAAAAAAAUGACCAAAAACUCGCAGCAGUAAGUGAAGGACCCCUUUCUCCUCAUCCAAUCAGGAUCACAAAGACAGUAGCCAGCAAGGACCCAGACGUGCACAUCAUGUUGGAAAGGCCCUGGAAUGGCAAUUCCCUGGAUGAUAGUGUGGGAACAGAGGAGAAAUCGGAGAAAAGAGAGGCUCCCCUUCUCUUUCCUUCAGAAGAUUCUGAGCAGAGAAAGGAUCGGACUGCCCUCCUGGUCCCCCCCGGAAUGCGACGCAGCAUCGGAGACUACUGCAGCCGCUACGACCAGUACCUCCGGAUGGUCUCCCAUGAGGCCGUGGGCUCUUUCAAUCCGUGGCUGAUUGCUGAAAGCUUUUCAGAGGAGCUGGUGGAUGAGGCUCUGGGGUCCGUGACUGCUGAACUUCGGGACGUGUGCGAAGGCUACGCGGAAGCUGUGUUCACCUCGGAAUUCUUAGAGGCUGCCACCUGAAGGCUCUCCACCACGGGGCUCCGUGCCACUGCAGGAGCGGCGGCACCACCCUUGGCGUUAGGCACGGCCAGUCUUUACCCAGGCUGUCCAUCCAGGCCCAGGCGCUGCCCAAGGAGAGGAAGGACGCGCCAGUGAGGUCAUCAUCAUGGCAAUGGUUCUGGUGGUUUAUGGUGGGAUGUGUUACAUUGAUUAGUACCCAGGAAACGUGAAUUGAUUAUGACAAUAUAUUUUCUGAAUGUAUAAUUUUCCUGUUGCCACAUUCCUCCACUGGCUCAGUUUGGUGAUCAGAAUGUUUUGAAAAGUAACAGAUCGGUGUAUUUCAUACAGGGAUUCAAGUUGCUUCAGAACCCACAGGUGGAUCAGUGCCCACAAAAGUGCAAUUACCGUCCGGUCCCCUCACCUGGCUCACGUUUCCAUGUCGAGUGAUUUCCCAACAGGACACCUGUCCCCACCGGGUUACGGACUCGAGGCGAGCCGGGUCAGGUUUCCUGCCAGACCUCGGCCCUGUGCAGCUCAGUGAGAAUAGGAGCCACCAGUUGUCAGUCACAACAAUCAACACAUCUCUCCAUGUGCAGUUCCUAGCGGCUUCUCACAUGUUGAGUUCCUCAAAGUCUUCUCUUGCUAUCAGUGGACAUAUUCGGACACACAGAGCUUUCUCUGAAUUCAGAGGAGAUCUGAGCACAUCGGAGUGGGCCUGGCCUCUUGUGCCCGGUCAGAGGCGCAGAACUCACUUCCAUCGCUGGCGAGGCAGACACGUCGGUGUUUCCAGACCAGAGAGACCUGGUGGGAGGAGAGAACCGAUUUGAAUGACAUGAAGACCUCUGGUUCUGGGUCUCCAGAGAAGGGAAGAAACUUCAGAACCAUAAUAGCUUGGUCGUCGAACGUCUCGUAAGUCCUAUUUUACCAAGAGAAAAGCUUCUGUGUUUUCAGAAGCUCUGAAUUCAGAAAAAGGAACGUGUAUGGAAAGAAGGCCACUGCCUGGGAAAAGGUUCCCUCAGUUUCUUGCCUGAGGCUUGUGAAAAAAAAAAUGUGAAGAGUGAGUGAUGUAGACGUUCCCAUGGAAUAAUGUGAAUCUUGUUUGUAGCUUAUAGAGUGUUGUCACCUGGGGUUUCUCUGAAGUGCAAGUGUUCCAGGUGAUGGUUUAAGCUGCUUGAUCCCACUUAUUUGUACAAAAUUGAUUUUUGUUUAAUGUUAAUGUUUCUUGAUUAAUCUUAUAUAACCUCAGAAUUAAAAAGGCUUCAAGGGAAAUUAAAGGGUUUAAUUUGAGGAGUUAAUGUGUACACUUGAAUUGAUAGGAUUGUCUGUCUUCAUCAUUGAUCGCUUUAAAGUUAUUUGUGUGGCAGUUUUACUGUGCUGAUCUUUUAAAUAAACUCAGUAUUUUAAAGUA
Molecule: messenger RNA, 6590 nt
Organism: Myotis brandtii (Brandt's bat)
Lineage: Eukaryota; Metazoa; Chordata; Mammalia; Chiroptera; Vespertilionidae
Product: KIAA0753 ortholog
Exons: 18
Coding region: 2393-5203 (936 amino acids)
Biological process (GO): centriole replication; protein localization to centrosome
Cellular component (GO): centriolar satellite
Source: RefSeq, a predicted model, not a curated record